Molecule: messenger RNA, 1142 nt
Organism: Mollisia scopiformis
Lineage: Eukaryota; Fungi; Ascomycota; Leotiomycetes; Helotiales; Mollisiaceae
Exons: 4
Coding region: 29-928 (299 amino acids)
Biological process (GO): vesicle-mediated transport
Molecular function (GO): protein-macromolecule adaptor activity
Source: RefSeq, a predicted model, not a curated record
UCGUCAACACCACCGCCCAUCUAACAAAAUGGAAAUUCCAAACCCAAGACGUAUCCUCGCUGUCUCCCGCCCAGACCAUGGCCUUCUUGACCUCGUCAAAGGCUUAACAGGCACAAAACCAACCCUCCCAGACCCUUCAACAAUAGCAGGCACAACCCACCCCUAUCCAAUCACAACAGCCUACUACAGCGCCACCAUCCCCAUCUGGCUCGACGAGAUCCUCUCUCCCUCUACAUGGUCCCGUGAAUUCUUGGCCCCAGAAGCGAAAGAAGUGCUUUCCGCCCUCGGAGCCUUUGUUGUUUGCUUCAAGAAACCUUUGAAUAAAUCAGAAUUAGAUGAGAUCAAAGAUUUACUAAAGAAUGUGGGGGAAGUGGUGAAGGAAGGAUGUGGGAUGGUUUGGGACGGGGUCUGCGUUGCGGUCGGCAUGCCGAGGGGAGAGGUUGGUGGUGAGGAGGGGAUUAGAGGGAUGAAGGGGGAGGAGUGGGAGGAUCUGUGUCAGGAGUGGGGGUUUGAGUGGGUUGAUUGGGAGGAGAGGGGAAGGAAUGAGUAUUCUGAAACUCAAGGACUGGAGAGGUUGAAGGAAGCGCUGGAGGCAAACGAUUGGGAGGCUCUGGAUGAGUUGGGUGAUGCGAUGGGUCUAGAGGAUUUCGAAGGGGAGGAUGAUGACGAGGAUGGGGAGCUUGGGUUUGAUUUAGGACCCGAGGAUAGAGCUGAGAUGGAGAUGGAGAUGUUUGGUAUGAAGAGAGCUAUUCAUGAGGGAGGUGGUGAUGGAGAAGCCCAUGAGGAAGGAGAAGAUGAAGAGGUUGAGAAAUUGCAAGCCAUGAUGUUAAAGAUGCAAGCUGUGCGAGACCUGGGAUCUGAUAUGCCAGAAGCUGAGAGGAAGAGGUUUGCUGCAAAAGCAGUAAAUGACAUAAUGAAGAAGUUAUAGAAAUCAACUUUCUUCAACUCAUCAUGUCUGGCAGUACUUCUCUCACAAACUAGUUUGAGCUCCUUGACAAAGUCUGACACAGGUGUCUAUAAUGUAGUACAGAUGCAUGAACAAUUCAACUCUUUCAACCCUCAUUCGACGAGAGUUGAACGUCUUGACAACGGUAAAAAAAACACCGUACAGACGCAUCAAUUCAGUACAUCCGGAGUCAAUC